Messenger RNA from Drosophila rhopaloa, 1185 nucleotides. Its product is annotated as transcription factor Ouib. Gene Ontology annotation, biological process: regulation of transcription by RNA polymerase II. NCBI's taxonomy places the organism in Eukaryota, Metazoa, Arthropoda, Insecta, Diptera, Drosophilidae. Gene Ontology annotation, cellular component: nucleus. The record is from RefSeq and is a predicted model, not a curated record. Bases 61 to 1062 code for a protein of 333 amino acids. The transcript has 4 exons. Gene Ontology annotation, molecular function: DNA-binding transcription factor activity; zinc ion binding; RNA polymerase II cis-regulatory region sequence-specific DNA binding.
UAUUCCGAAAUAUAAUGCUACAUAGUUAUAAACAAUUUGCUGUUGCUUCGUUUAUUUAAAAUGUUUGAGCUGCGCUCAGUUUGCCGAACUUGUGGCAAAAAAGUGAGAAAUUCGCAGGCCACCAAACUGAAUGAAAAAUCCAAUUAUCAUUUAAUUAGUUUGGUAGAAAAUAUCACCGACAUGUUUCUGGAGCUCGAUAGUGGUAUGCCGGAUCUCAUUUGUAAUUUGUGCAAGCUCCAGCUGGACAGUAUUUUAAAAUUUCGCAACAUGUGCUUAGAGGCCCAUCAAUCCUUUUUGUCCAUCAAAAAGAAGGUUUUGCAAAGAAAAGCACUAACUGUUGAGAAACUGCAGGAGGAACAACUGCUCCAGAAGAUUAAAGAAGAUGAUGGUCUCUUAGAGGAUGAGCAAAAUUAUGUAGAAGAUGGAAUUAAGGAGGGGGAUUUACUGAAGGAUCAAGAGGAAGAGGAAUAUCAGGAAGAAGAUGCCCAAGACAAGGCGGACCAAAGGGAGGAGUGUCAGGAGGAACAUUUCCAAGAGCAGAACUCAGAGGAGUUUUACCAGAGGCCUAGGACGACCCGUGCCCGCAGGUCGAAGCAGGUGAUGCACAGUGCUAAGACGUGGAUCUGUGACCAGUGCGGUGGAGUGUUCAAGUGCUCCACCUACUUGAAGCUGCACAUGCAGCGUCACACCGGGCACAAACCCUUUGAGUGCGAUAUCUGUCAGGCCAAGUACUACACGGAGAACGAGAUGCGCCGCCACAGAAUCCUGCACUCCGAUGCCAGGCCUUACGCUUGUCGCUUUUGCGGCAGGACUUUCCGGGGAUGCAGCAGCAAGGUCGUCCACGAGCGGACUCACACAAAUGAGCGGCCCUUCCAGUGCCGACAUUGCGAUAAAGCCUUUACUUCGACGUCCACGCGACAAAGGCACGAGAUGCUGCACGACAACCAGCGGAAAUACCACUGCGAGACCUGUGACCAGUGGUUCCUGCGCUCCAUUCACUUGACCUCACAUCAAAAAACCGCACUGCACUGGAGAAAACUUGAAAGUGCUUUGACUGCCUAAAAAGCGGUAAAGCACAAUAUAAACAUAAUUUGACCUGUUCACGAAUGGCUGAUCCUGGGGCUGCCAAAAACAUUUUUGCGCCCACGAGUGCAUCCGUUUUACGACAAAUUGAGACACUGACAA